Molecule: messenger RNA, 2512 nt
Organism: Oryctolagus cuniculus (rabbit)
Lineage: Eukaryota; Metazoa; Chordata; Mammalia; Lagomorpha; Leporidae
Biological process (GO): regulation of transcription by RNA polymerase II
Molecular function (GO): RNA polymerase II cis-regulatory region sequence-specific DNA binding; DNA-binding transcription factor activity
Source: RefSeq, a predicted model, not a curated record
UCCGCGUCUCUUCGCUGGGUAGCCUGGGGCAGCUUGUGGGUAACCCGCGGGCGCCGGAGUGGGGAGAUCGGGGCGCCCCGGAGGCCGGGAGAUGGAUUCAGUCGUCUCUGAGGAUGUGUCUGUGAACUUCAGCCGGGAGGAGUGGGCUCUAUUGAAUCCUUCACAAAAGAAACUCUACAGAGAUGUGAUGCAGGAAACCAUCAGGAACUUGGCCUCUGUAGAAGUUGUGUUGGAGAGAAACUGUGAAAGUAAGAAAGAGAGUCAGUGUGGAGAUGCUUUCAGCCAGAUUCUAAGUCUCAGCCUGACCGAGAAAAGGACUGGAGUAAAACCUUAUGAAUGUACUGUGUGUGGGAAAGACUACGUGCUUCAUUCAUCCCUCGUUAGGCAUAUCAGAUCUCAUGCUGGAUACAAACUAGCAGGCUCUAAGUAUGGAGAGAAGCCUUACAAAUGUAAGGUGUGUGGGAAUGCCUUCAGUUAUCUCAAAUCCUUCCAGAGACAUGAAAGGACACACACCGGAGAAAACCCCUAUAAAUGUCAGCAGUGUGGGAAAACCUUCAUCUAUCACCAACCUUUUCAAACACACGAACAGACUCACACAGGGGAGAAGCCCUAUGAGUGCCAGUAUUGUGGUAAAUCGCUCAGUUCUUCCAGUUCUCUCCGAAUCCAUGAGAGGAUUCACACGGGAGAAAAGCCCUACGCGUGUAAGAAGUGUGGCAAAGCCUUCAGUUGUCCCAGUUCUAUUCAGAUACAUGAGAGAACUCACACUGGUGAGAAACCCUACACGUGUAAGGAAUGUGGCAAGGCCUUCAUUUCCCGCACAAGCGUGCAAACACACAUGAUCACGCACAAUGGAGACAGGCCGUAUAAAUGCCAGGAAUGCGGGAAGGCAUUCAUUCGUCCCAGUUUUUUACGAGUACACGAGAGAAUCCACACCGGUGAGAAGCCCUACGCGUGUAAACAAUGUGGUAAGGCCUUCAGAUGCUCUACUUCCAUCCAGAUUCACGAAAGGACUCACACUGGAGAGAAACCUUACAAAUGUAAGGACUGUGGGAAAGCCUUCCGCGCGCGGCCAGCCUUUCGAGUGCACCUGAGGGUGCACACGGGAGAGAAACCCUAUAAAUGUAAAGAAUGUGGGAAGGCCUUCAGCCGGCUCAGUUACUGUCGCAUCCAUGAAAGGACUCACACCGGCGAGAAACCCUACAAAUGCAAAAAAUGUGGGAAAACCUUCAAUUACCCUCUGGAUCUGCAGAUCCAUGAAAGGAAUCACACUGGGGAAAAACCCUAUGAAUGCAAGCAGUGUGCGAAAGCCUUCAUUUCCGUGGAGAACUUUCGAAGACAUAUGAUAACGCACACGGGCGACGGGCCUUACAAGUGCAGGGAGUGCGGGAAAGCCUUCAGCUAUCUCAGUGCACUAAGGACCCACGAGAGAACUCACACUGGGGAGAAGCCUUACACAUGCAAACGGUGUGGGAAAUCCUUCAGUUGUUCCAGUUACGUGCAGAUACAUGAGAGAACUCACACUGGCGAGAAACCCUACUAAUGUAAGCAAUGCGGCAAGGCCUUCAUUUACCCUACAAGCUUCCAGGGACACAUGAGGGUGCACACUGGAGAGAAGCCGUAUAAAUGCAAAGAAUGUGGGAAGGCCUUCAGUCUUCGCAGCUCCUCUCAGAGACAUGAGCGAACCCACAGUGGGGAGAAACUUUAUGAAUGUAAGCAAUGCGGGAAAGCUUUCUGUUUGUCCAGGUCCUUGCAGAAACAUGUGACGAUGCACACUGGAUAGAAACCUUUGAAGGUGAGGAGUAAGGAGGAGUUUCCAAUUUCUUUUCUUUUUUUUUUUUUUAAGAUUUAUUUAUUGGGAAGGCAGAGUUAUACAGAGAGAGGAGAGGCAGAGAGAGAGGUCUUCCAUCUGCUGUUUCACUCUCCAGUUGGCUGUAAUGGCUGGAGCUGUGCUAAUCUGAAGCCAGGAGCUAGGAGCUUCUUCUGGGCCUCCCACAUGGGUGCAGGGGCUCAAGCACUUGUGCAUCCUCUACUGCUUUCUCAGGCCAUAGCAGAGAGCUGGGUUGGAAAUGGAGCAGCCAGGACUCAAACCGGUACACAUAUGGGAUGCCAGCACUGCAGGCGGCAGCUUUACCUGCUAUGCCACAGCACCAACCCCAGUUUCCAAUUUGAACAAAGAGUUCCAAACCUAUGAAUUUCCUACUGUAGAGAAGUCCCGUGAAUGUGAGUAACACAGAAAGCUAGAUGCAAGGUCACUCCUGUAUAACGUGCCAUGUCAUAUCAACUGAGAACUUCUUACUUUUGCAAAGAAACUUUGAGGUGAGAGCAUUCUCUUCCCUAAGGUAUGUUAUAGAAUUUUAAUGGGCAGGGCUUUCUGGUGUAUUCAAGACUUUUGUUUAUUUUAAAGCCAUUGGUCAAUUGAAGUGUAAUUCUAAUGAACAAUUAAGUUUAAUUUUAUAUGCUUUUUCAAUCAUUCUCUAAGUAUGAGACAAUUAAAAAAAUGACAAAUUGGUAA